AUGUCUAAGAACAUACCAGAUUUCAAGAAUCUCAUCUUCGAUCAGCUCGCGGCAAGCAAGGGCAAGCUCAGCUACUGCGUGCGCUGGGACAACGAAAACCCACUUACUAAGGUCACAGCAUCCAAAUUCCAGUCUGUACUUGAGAAACAGAUCAACCACUGGAACCGCUGGCUCGUCGGCUAUGAAUGCUGGCCAUAUGACCACAUUGAUGUCGACAUUGUGGGCUACGCUGUGAAGGACAAGUCCAUUAUGGACUGGAGCGACAACUCGCUCGGCCCAAUCUACGAAGGUAUUCUUGAUGGCGAGGGUAGCCCAAAGUGCCCCGAUGAGUGCUACAAGCAUGGUCGCGGCGAUACUAGUGGCUGCAAGAAUAAACCUUUCGACUUAACCCUUUGGCCGUCGACGUCAGCGGGAGAGAACGCUUUCGGUACUGGCGGUGACUGGGGCCAGCGUAUCGAAAUGUACCUGGGGGAGAACAAGCCUUCAGGUUUUCCUACCUGCGUGAUGGACGAGGAUGAAGUGCUGACUGACGCCGAUGGCUGGUUGCUUCGUAUCAUUUUAGAGAACAUCAAGUCUCGUUACAGCUUCUAG
Molecule: messenger RNA, 591 nt
Organism: Phytophthora infestans T30-4
Lineage: Eukaryota; Oomycota; Peronosporomycetes; Peronosporales; Peronosporaceae
Exons: 2
Coding region: 1-591 (196 amino acids)
Source: RefSeq, a predicted model, not a curated record